AUGGCUACAUUUAAUAUGAAGAUUUUAUGUACAACCCUCAGUAAAUUGAGCGUGAAUCGUGUUACAAUAAGACAAAAUGCAUAUUAUAAACCCCCAAAGUACCGACCACCACAUUGGUUUAUGCCCAAAGAAAGAGUGAUGAGUGAGGAUAUGUUAACCCAAGAAAAUAGAGAUUUUAUUGAAGAAAUCAAGCAGGAGAAACUUAAUUCACAAUCUGCUUUGGAAUCGCCUUUAGCUAAUGUAGAUCAGCAAACUGUUAAGUGGAACUAUUACACACGUAGAGUGGGCUUAAUUGCACGUAAAAUAGGCAAUUAUCCCUUAUGGUCUAAAGAUGGCAAAAAAUUCCAAACAACACUUCUACAGGUGGUUGACAAUCAUGUUAUAAAAUACAUACCUCCAGAAGAAUUUAAUCCGAUGAGAACAAAAAAAAUAUGCUGGAAAGAGAAAAGAACAUUGGGUUGCCUAUUAGUUGGAUCAGAAACAGUUGAUCCAAGUACAGUUACAAAGGAUUACUGUGGAAUUUUUAACAGUGUUGGAAUGUUACCCAAACGUUUUUUGUUUAGAUUCAUGGUAUCACGUAAUGCAGCAUUACCCACUGGAACACCAUUGUUUGCAACACAUUUCAGAGUUGGAGAUUAUGUUGACGUUAGAGCUAAAACUAUAGAUAGAGGCUUUCAAGGUGUCAUGAAACGAUGGGGAUUUAGUGGAAUGCCUGCAUCACAUGGUGUUACAAAAACACAUAGAAGACCAGGUAACAUUGGGGCAGGUGGAGAAAAGGCUCGUGUUUGGCCUGGUACUAAAAUGCCUGGCCAUAUGGGUAACAGGUGGAGAACCUUAAGAGGUGUCAAAAUUCUGCGUAUUAACACACAACAUAAUAUAUUGUGGAUGUUGGGUGUGGGCAUACCUGGAGAAACAGGAGCUGUGUGUUAUUUAUAUGAUACAGUACUACCUUUGAAGAAACUGAAAGUAGCACCACCAUUUCCUACACACCCUGCCAGUCAUGACUUACCGUUAGAAUAUUAUGAUGAAUCAAUUCAUCCUUUUGAAGAACAAACAAUAAUGUUUGAUGAAGCUUAG
Molecule: messenger RNA, 1077 nt
Organism: Parnassius mnemosyne (clouded apollo)
Lineage: Eukaryota; Metazoa; Arthropoda; Insecta; Lepidoptera; Papilionidae
Source: the annotation of a GenBank genome assembly